GCUGCAGAAAGAGAGUUUCAUGAAGCUCUUUCCUUACCUCAAUUGUCCCUUCCUUUCUCGUCAGCAAAGUUCGUUGCACCUCAAUUUGGUACGUAAACAAUGCGUUUCGGACGCACGCUACAGGUGUCAGCCUACGGACCAUGGCGGGACAAGUACAUCGACUACGCCAAGCUGAAAAAGCUAUUGCGAGAUGAUGAUUCGGCGCCGAGCUCGCCUUCUACCGCAGAACCGGCGAACGACAAGUGGACGGAUGAGGAUGAGAGCCGCUUCGUAGACGAGCUGGUCAAUGUACAGCUCGAAAAGGUGCAUGCCUUCCACAAGGAGACGUUAGGAAAGCUGCGGGAUCGCACGGCCAAGUGUGAGGCUCGUCUCGAUACCGUUGCCGUUGCGGGCGUGCAAGGGCAAGCUCAAGCUACGGCCGGAGCCGAUGACAACAGAGAGAGUGGCGGGGCUAAUGCUAAUGGCGACGGCAACGACAACGGGAAGAAGUCGGUACCGAGCGAGCAGGAACAGAAGUCGAUUCUGAAGGAGGUCCUGUCAGAGCUUGACAAUAUCACCGAGGAGACGAAAGAACUGGAGAAGUACAGUCGCAUCAACUACACCGGCUUCUUGAAAGCUGCCAAGAAGCAUGACCGGAAACGAGGUGCUUCUUACCGAGUCCGACCGCUACUACAGGUCCGCUUAGCUGCGCUCCCCUUCAACAAAGAGGACUACAGUCCGCUGCUCUACCGCCUAAGCGCCAUGUAUAGCUUCAUCCGGCAACACCUGGACGGGGCUGAGGCUCGACACGCCAGCAUGAGCGAGACGAAGGAGGGCCAAGACGAGUACGUUAGCCACAAGUUCUGGGUGCAUCCGGAGAAUCUACUCGAAGUUAAGACGUUGAUCCUCCGCCGCCUGCCCGUACUGGUGUACAACCCUCAAACCUCCAAGAUCGUAGAGGGCAGUCAACCGGAUCCGUCAAUCACCAGUAUCUACUUCGACAACCCGGCCUUCUCCCUCUACUCGCGUAAGGUCGACCACGGCGAAGCCUCAUCCCUGCGUUUGCGUUGGUAUGGCCAACUAAACAGCAGGCCGGAGAUCUGGAUCGAGAAGAAGACUGUCAAGGAAGACGACACGAGCAGCGAGUCCCGCAUCACCACAAAGGACAAGUACGUGCAACGCUUCAUCCGCGGUGAGUAUAACAUGGAGAAGCAGAUCCAGAAGCUCUCGGAUCGCGCUGGCGCCGACAGCGAGGAUGUCAAGUCUUACAAAGCCUCCGUGGAAGAGAUCCAGAGCUUCAUCAAAGACCAGAACCUUCAACCCGUGCUGCGAGCAAACUACACCCGCACCGCUUUCCAAAUCCCCGGCGAUGACCGUGUCCGGAUCAGCCUCGAUACCGAUCUCGCCUUCAUCCGUGAAGACGCGCUCGACGACAGCAGACCGUGCCGCGACCCGGACGCGUGGCACCGUACAGACAUCGACAACAACGAGCUCGAAUACCCCUUCUCCUCCAUCCGCAAAGGCGAGAUCAACCGCUUUCCCUUCGCUUUACUCGAGAUUAAAGUCCGUCGCUCAGGCAAGCAGAGCCCUUGGAUCGAAGAAGUCAUGCAUUCGCACCUCGUCAAAGAGGCGCCACGCUUCAGCAAGUUUGUGCACGGCGUCGCGGAACUGUUCGAAGACUAUGUCAACACUUUUCCCUUCUGGCUGUCGAUGGUGGAGACAGACAUCCGCCGUGAUCCGCGAGAAGCAUUCGAAGAGGAGCAGGCGAAGAAGCAGAAAGAACGAGACGAUGAAUUCGCGGUCGGCAGUCUGCUCAAAUCGAAACCGAGUUUCAGUCCGCUGCAGCAAGGGCAGAAGCAAGUUAUCAGUCCCGCUGGCUCCCCAGCAUUGGCAGAACAAGUGAAGAAAAGCCCCCGUGGUCCCGAUGGGAAGUCUACCGACGGACUUGGCACGGUCGCAGCAACAGAACAAACCCAAAUGAACGAAACAGCCGAAGAACCCGACGAAGACGAAACCGGCGUCACACAACCCAGCACCACCUCUGCAGCGGGAAGAGGCAGACUGAAAACCCUCCUUCCCUCCUCAUUCAGCACAAGCAAAUACGCCCGCUCCCGCCGCACCCCACUGCCCCCGGGCGUGACGAAACCAGACCACUGGAUCAAAGACGCCGGUCCCGUGAAAGUCGAAGCGAAAGUCUGGCUCGCGAACCAAAGGACUUUUAUCAAAUGGCAGCACGUGGCCAUCCUGCUCGCUUCACUUUCCGUGGGACUUUACAAUGCGGCGGGGCAAGAUAACACGGUCGCCCGAGCGCUGGCGGUGGUGUAUACGGCUUUGGCGGUGCUGACGGCGGCGUGGGGGUAUGGGAUUUACAUGUGGCGGUGUGCUUUGAUUGAGAGGAGAAGUGGGAAGGAUUUCGAUGCGGUUUUGGGACCAGUGGGGGUUUGUUUGGGGCUUGUGGUGGCGUUGGUGUUGAACUUUGCUUUCAAGGUACGUUCUACGAGGAGUGUUUGAGGGUUUAGGAGGGGUGGUUGUGAUGUGACUGACUGUUGGGUGCUGUAUCAAGCUGUUUUGCGGGAUCGGAACCCGGAGCAGCAGGUCGUAGCUGCCGCUGCGAUGAACCGGACGUCGGGUUGGACGCAUAUGGGCGAGCUGAGAUGAUGCAAGU
This is a messenger RNA of Baudoinia panamericana UAMH 10762, 2644 nucleotides long. RefSeq lists its product as uncharacterized. NCBI's taxonomy places the organism in Eukaryota, Fungi, Ascomycota, Dothideomycetes, Mycosphaerellales, Teratosphaeriaceae. The transcript has a single exon. Bases 100 to 2490 code for a protein of 796 amino acids. The record is from RefSeq and is a predicted model, not a curated record. Gene Ontology annotation, cellular component: vacuolar transporter chaperone complex; fungal-type vacuole membrane.